Messenger RNA from Suillus plorans, 1674 nucleotides. RefSeq lists its product as uncharacterized. Bases 1 to 1674 code for a protein of 557 amino acids. The transcript is spliced from 8 exons. The record is from RefSeq and is a predicted model, not a curated record. Lineage: Eukaryota; Fungi; Basidiomycota; Agaricomycetes; Boletales; Suillaceae.
AUGACCCGAGAUGGUCUCGCGACCAGCAGUAUUUGGAAGUGGGAAUUCAUCCAUGGUAUGGCUGACCCAAUGCGGGAUUUGGAUGAACGUGACGAGUCAGAGAAUGAUGCCAAUGAGCAAGAUCACAAUGAUCAACCUAGCGAAGAUGAAGAUAGUUUGUUGCGGGAUAUGCAGGAGGCUCCAGUCGACCACAUGGCCUUAUACAGUGAUGAAGACGAUGAAGACAGCGAUACUCACAUGGAUCACGACCAGGGGGAUUUUGACAGCCGGGUCUCGGAUGAUGAUACUCAUCACAAAGCCACAGACACUUUCGAUGUCCUUGAACGCCAUCAAAUGAAAAAUGGACGACGCAAAGCUCCCUCCCCGACUCAUUUAGCACGCACACGUUCUUCUCGCAAACACAGGUCCACCCGUCCACAUGAAGCUGGCUCGAAGUCUCGUCAGCAUCCAUCCAGUCAUGGAUCUCGUCGCCCCUCCCUCGAACGAGCAUGCACUUCUUCCUCUUCUGGGCGCUUGGCCCUUGGACGUGCGCCUCACAGAGCACCAUCUGAAAAAACCGCAUCGACCCGUGUGCGGCCAGAGCGUCCACCUGCACACCUCUCUGUUACUCGUUCAAAGUCCCCUCAACGCUUACCUUGUUCUUCCUCCCGCAAACUGUCUCCUCGUCGGCGCUCUCCAACUCAGUCUAUGGUUUCUUCCAGUCACAAACUGCCCUCCUCUCAUGGAUGGUCUUUGUCACAGUCUCUGCCCAGGCAUUCUGCUCAGCCAGAUUGGACACCUUCUCCCGCUCCUAGUUCAAGCCGAUCUCACUCUUGUAGUGCCUCACCUGUUCAACACAGCAAAUCUGGAGACGGUGUGCGGUGCGCCAACCAACAAGGUAACCCCUCAAAGCUCAGCUUCUAUCCAGCAUCUUGGCAAGCUUUCCUGCAGGCAGCAAAGUUGGAAAUGCGGUUGCAGGCAGUUUUAUUGCAUCCUCUUCCAGUUCAUCAGGAUGCGGUAGUACUGGCACAAGAGGUUUUGAGUGCUGUAUUAUGGACAUACCACACGAAGAAGGUGAAGCUUGACAAAGGUUAUUUCCCGGAGUAUAAAGUGCCGAUGUCGCGACUACUCUGUGACGACCUGUUCACCUUUCGUAUGGAACUCAAAAAAAUCAUGAUAUCUAUCGUGAAGCAAUUAUACGGCAUAUUCUCGAAGGGCAACUCAAUGCACAAGGAGCGCAUCAGUGCAGCAGCAGCUAAGCUCCUUAAGACCGGUGAAUAUCUUCAGCUCCCCGACUCUUCUGAGGGAAAAUAUACCAAUUUUGUGUCACAGGUUCUCAAGGAAGCCUGCCUUAGUUUUUACUACGGCAACAGUAAAAAAGCGCUCAAGCUAACUGACGAAUUUCAACACCAAAUUCCUGUCAACAGCCUUAUUCUGGUGGCCGUGGUUGCGAAGGAUGUUCUCUCCGGCUUCCGUGACAGUGGUACUGACAAGGUGCCUGACCUUACCGCUGAUACGUGCAGGGCUGAAUUCAACAUACUGCGAAAGUCUGUCGACAAAUUGAUGGACAUUCCCGAACGUCGUGUGGAGCUUGAAGAGAUGCUGAGGGAAUGGGCCGAGGAGGGGAUGAUAGGUGAACUUUGCAAUGACUCAGACAGUGCAGCGGGCAGCGAGGAUAUCAAUAUCAUCAUUUAG